Molecule: messenger RNA, 3782 nt
Organism: Topomyia yanbarensis
Lineage: Eukaryota; Metazoa; Arthropoda; Insecta; Diptera; Culicidae
Gene: Hydr1
Product: phospholipase ABHD3
Exons: 6
Coding region: 401-1687 (428 amino acids)
Biological process (GO): medium-chain fatty acid biosynthetic process; medium-chain fatty acid catabolic process
Molecular function (GO): acetylesterase activity; monoacylglycerol lipase activity
Source: RefSeq, a predicted model, not a curated record
UCGUGCUUUCCCGUCAGUUCUGGGCGAGCGGUCGGUCAGUCUAUUUCUACCGUUGAUGGUUUUAUAGAAUUUCGGUGGUCGUGGAUAGAAUAUUGUCCAAGUCGUCAGGUGGAAAGCGGGUGGUGUUUUUGGCGGAUUUGCACAAUUACGGAAAGUGAUUGCUAUUUAUUAAAGAAGGUUUUCAAAACGUCAAAUGUGCUUCAUUUUGGUAUUUUCAAACGUUGACAUUCGUUCGUGAAAGAGAAUGUCUCAUGAAAUGUCAUGAUUCUGGUGUUCAGCUGUUUAAACAUUGAAUCGGAUUGAACGGGGACUAUUGCUGUCUAACGGAGUGGAAGAAAAAGAUAUUCCCCAGCAGGAUUUAGCAGUUAAGCACCAUACAGUAUUAUUUUGAGGAACGAAAAUGAUUGCGGAUUUGUACGCAUAUCUUACCAACCUACCACGAUGGCAUAUUUUCGCAAUAUUCUUCGUAGGAUACUUGUUCUACUAUCUCCUGGAGGUGGUUAAACGUCCAAUCCUGGCGAUCUCGGAUGGACCGUACAAGAAGUACCUCCGCAAAAACAUUCCAAUACUGGGAAUGAAGUUCUGGCCGACAUUCUGGUGCGUGGAAAGUCGGGCUCAGACCGUGUUUGCCAGUAUUAUUCGGUCAAACACCAUACCCGCAAUAGAGUAUCGCCGUGAGGUUCUAACGCUGAAAGAUGGUGGUGAGGUUGCGUUGGACUGGCUGGAGUCGAACUGUGAUAGUGAGUCUCCUCUGAUUAUCAUUCUCCCUGGAUUAACGGGAGAAUCACAAGCUGAGUACAUCAAAUGCCUGGUAAUGGCAGCCAAUCGUAACGGCAUAAGGACGGUCGUGUUCAAUAACCGCGGCCUUGGAGGACUGGCACUCAAAACUCCGAGACUGUACUGUGCAUCCAACAGUGAAGAUCUUUCGGAAGUGGUGAAUCAUGUUAAAAAAAUGAAUCCACAUGUGAGAAUUGGAGCCACUGGAAUUUCGAUGGGUGGUUUGAUUUUGGGAAAUUAUUUGGCCAACUACAGCGAUGAGUCCAAGUCGAUUCUUACUGCAGCGAAAAUAAUCUCGGUACCGUGGGAUGUUAACAAAGGAUCAGAUAGUAUUGAACAGCCAUACCUCAACAGUAUGCUGGGUCGGCAUCUGGCGGGAAGUUUGUGUCGCACGGUACGCAAAUAUGACAUUCUCAGGCACGAGGACUUCGACUGGGACAUGGAUCAGGUUCUGCAGAGCAAAACCAUCAAGGAGUUCGAUUCCCACUUUACUUCGAAGCACUUUGGCUACAAGGAUGUCGACAGCUAUUACGCACAGGCUACGUUGCACAACAAGCUCCACAAAAUUAAAGUGCCUUUGCUAUGCCUGAGCGCAGCUGACGAUCCGUUCCAGCCGCUGGAUGCGAUCCCCGUGAAGGCUGCAGCAAAAUCAUCUCAUGUGGCGAUUCUAAUCACGGCCCGUGGUGGCCAUAUUGGAUUCCUAGAGGGAUGGUGGCCUGCCAAUAAAGACCAGUACAUGGGUCGGCUGUUUAGUCAGUUCUUCUCGGCUGCGCUGUUCGAUCCGAAUAAUGAAUUCUAUCGCACCUCGCAACUGAUGAUGGAACUCAAUUUGCAGGCAUCGACAUCGGUACCCACGACGCCGAUUUCUCGAUCAUCCAGUCCUAUACGGAAGAAAUCCAUUCCAUUCUAAUAGUGAGCAAUUGUUGAAGAUUUGAGGGAGGAAUUGGGUUCUCUUAUCAAAUGCGAUUUUUUGUGAUACCGUUUAAAACGAUGUGUGCAAAUAUUGUUACGUUUGAGUUAUUGAAUACCGUCAAAAACAGGAAAUCCAUAGUUUAUGAUAUACGUAGACCAAAUAGAACAAUGAUUUUAUGCCUGUUGUUGUUUUGAAAUGAUAAUAAAAGUUGUUGCGUAAGUUCACACGCAAUCAUGCAAGUAUGACGUUUUCGAACAUUGGUUAUAGCACUAAAUGUUAUUGCAUACAUUUUGAAAAAUGCAAAUUCCGAAGCUUUAAUGAAUAGUCAAUGUUUCGCAUUGUUGCCUUCGUAACAAAAUAGUAGUCAUAAUGCAUUGGCAUUCUCUGAGGCUGUUUUUAAUAUCAAAAUUGAUACUGCUAUUUUUAAACGGAAACUCUAAUAAAUUGAAUUAUUUUAGAUUUGCGCAGCAACAUACAAUUUAUAAAACAAUCAGUAGCGAGAUAAUUUCAAAACUGCACAAAGCAGAUCUCCAUCAUCUUCGUUGGAAUUACUUGAAAAGGAGACAGCACUAGCUAGACCAACGGGGUACCAAAGAAAAUAUAUAUCAUUACUCAUGGAAAACUCACUCUAUAAUAGAAUAUUGAGCCUAUUUUCACCCUACUCCUAUUAUCUCAAACAAUUUAAAGCCGUUGGUUGGAGAAGCGUAUGACAGCUUUGUUCAACACAUUAGAUCAACUAUUUAGUUAAAAACGACGUAUAGAAGUUGAGUAAUUAGAGGGUGCCCUCUCUAAUAGGGUCAAAAUAGGUCCAUUAUCCUACAUAUAGUAAUAUCAAAUAGUUUUUAUCACAUAUCAUUGAAAUUUCACUACUAUAACCUGGGGUGAAAGUCGUUGCAAUUUUGUUAGAACUGUUCGGAUUUCAUUCAUUACUGCGCACGUCCCACCAACCUGGACUCCGCACUUUCAACGUGCGAGCAAUCUUAAAACUGCGAGCUGUCCAAACACAUGUAUUGCAAGUAAUAGAGAUGGUGAUUUCAUAGACACACCAGUCGAAUUAACCAGUCUAUGAGAAGAAUUUAGAAGAAGAAUGGUAAGUGCUCAGUGUGGUUAGAAUCCAGUUUUUAGUGACACAAUAUGCUUUGGGAUAUAAUGAGCAAUAUUUACCAUAACGAAUAAUUUAUUCACAAAUUGAUGUACAUAUCAAACAGUAGAAUUAUUCAAAGUUUUAAAGCUCCAGGAACUCAUUUCAAACGUAUUAACAUUGUUUCACCGUAUAGUUUCAGGAUUGUGCAGAACAAAAGCAUUAAAAAGGAAUGUUACUCUAGUGUAUUUAUUUGAAACGGCAAUUCAAUAAAAUUCUUUUAGAGGUUGCCCCUAUUCUCCCAAGUUAAUGGCAAUUUAAAGCUAAUAGGUUUAAAGUGAACGGCAAAUCGAAAAAAAUAUUUAUAAAGUGAACAAUACAGAAUAUCUAGAAUCGUUUGUCGUGGUUUAAUUCUUAAUAGCCAAUACCAGCGCCGAGCCUAUUUUAUCUACCCGUGAACGUUUCACCCGAAAAGAACAAUAAACAUACUUAUAAGUAGGAUUUAUAAUAAGCUUUUCGCACGAAACUACUAUUCAGUUUUACGAAAGUUAAGUAUAUAUUUAUUACAUAGCAUUGAACAUCAAUAAUCAAAUCUAAUUACUGCAUGAAGAGGAGUAAACGCAAACAUGCCGAAAAAAUCGGGUCAAUUUCAAUUUCGACAAAAGGUUUUGACCGCUAAAUAUAGUAACUGGCUUAGGUAUACCAAGAUCGAUCGCAUCCGUAAAUAUCAAAUUGAGUUAUCACAGUUCGAAUUCACCCCAGUGAACCGCAAUCAAAACAAACCAAGAAAGCUUAGAUACAAUGUGAAUCGGGUUAGUGUUCAAAUUAAAUUAUUGUUUAUUUGGUAUUCCGCAAAUUCAAAAGUUUUCUCUGUAACUGACGUUAACAAUACAACCGUAAUAUUCCGUUUUUUCGAAUUUUAAUGAUAUAAAUAAAAAUUGUGCGCAACACACGUCCUGCCGAAAAGGUAUAUUGCAGUUAAUACUAUUGAUCAAGAAACCUUUCCCAUGA